Molecule: messenger RNA, 7298 nt
Organism: Poeciliopsis prolifica (blackstripe livebearer)
Lineage: Eukaryota; Metazoa; Chordata; Actinopteri; Cyprinodontiformes; Poeciliidae
Product: bromo adjacent homology domain-containing 1 protein-like
Exons: 7
Coding region: 578-3202 (874 amino acids)
Molecular function (GO): chromatin binding
Source: RefSeq, a predicted model, not a curated record
UUCUGGUUGUUGCCAUAUGAAACCCGCUUGCCACUCAUAUUUUAAAAGAAGCGCGUGAAGACCUUCUCCGUGGAUUUGUGGGCUUCGCGCGGCAGGAAGGGGGGGACUCAGCCCACCCAGUCCGCCAGGCAGCCGCCUCGAACCGCCGCUGCUGCUGCUGCUAGUUGUUGUUCGGUAGCUGGUGCGCAAACUGAAAGCUGCGUGUUAACGCGAAGUGGCGGAUGUGAAGAGACGUGUGCCGACCUUCUCCGAAACGGGAACUUCUCUUUAAAGGUUUUUUUUAUUUAUUUAUUUUUUUUUCGUCGGAAGAGUGGACGGGAUAACGCGUGAGGGGGGAGGAAACACCAGCAGAGCUCGGCUCGGAAGGGAAGAGAGAGAGAAAGGAGUGUUGCCUUCUCUUCUCUUCUCUUCUCUUCUCUCUUACGGGAACUCAGUUGCUGGCUCUUUUCUGCUGAGGUUGUCUCUGCGAAACGUCGGUGAUAUCUGAGCUAAUUCCCUUUUACCGGAGCUGCGUGGACGAACCAGUCGGAUGAGGAUUACCUUCCGGCAUAAAUAAGGCCCUUUGGAGAAACAUGUGAUGACCCACGCAAGGCAGACCGCUUCCCUCAGGCAGAACCACAGUAAUUCUGACUGGUGGGACACCAGCCAUACCUGGCCUCAUGGUGGCACUAUGGGCGGCGACUGGCCUGAGCGAACCUUACGUUUCGGCAGGACAAAGAAGAUAAGUGUGGUCACAAGACAAAAGAAAGACCAAGAGCCCAAAAGGAUGAAUGAGAAGAGGGAAGGAAGAAAAAAGCCGGACGAGAGCAGACAGCUUGACCAAAGGCGAGACAAGAAACGGGUCCGAAAGUUGUACCCGCUGCGUGGUCGGGGUGGGAAUCCAGAGGAGGAGCUCAGCUGCCAUGUUCUCCUUACCCGAUUGGAAGAAGGCUCACAUGACAAGGGGAGGUCUAAAGGCAAAGGAGGAAAAGACGGGCCCAAAACCAAACCCCAAAUGGACAAAACCAGAGACAGAAUGAAGGCAAAGUCACUACCAAAAGCCAAACUAAAAUCAAAACAUAAAGGUCUGGCUGACUAUUCUGAGCUGAGAGACUUACAGCCACGCAAGCGCAGACUGGCAUCUCUCAACGCUGAGGCAGUGAAUAGUUUACUGCUUGAAAGACCCACCGACGCCCAACCAGUAACCAAACAGGCCAGGAGGCAGGAGGAUCCUCUGGACGGAGUGGAUCCAGCCAGAAGUUCUUUGCCUGCAAGUCCGAAAGCUUCACGAGGGAACAUUAGUAAAGUCUCUCCGCCCAACAAGGUUGAACUGUUCCAAAGUCCUAAGCCGAGCAAGAAGGCUAAAACCAGCCGAGGCGAUGAAAGAGUCUGGAUGAGUCAGGAGUGUUUAAAUGCACCUGCACCAAGACGACUAGCUGGACUCAAUGCUGCAGCCCUGCUGAAGUUAACAAGCUCCUCAGUCACCAGUAAGCAGAGAGUAAAGGCAGCACCCACUGCAACGGUUACGUCCAACUCUACGGCUCCUGCCGCGGCCUCCACCCCAAAGCAGCACCACAGCGUUAAACUCCAAAACAAGCACCACUUACAAAAGAAAGGCAAGAAGCCCCCUCUGCCGCCCAGUGGUUGCUCAGCCUGCAAGAAAAAAGCGGACUUUGAACCCAAGGUGGAGUGGGAGACGAGCAACUGCACCCACCGCCUGACCAAACCAGGGUAUCAGUCUCGUAGCAUGCUAGGUUUCCCGCUAAAGCAGGUGAAGGAGGAGCAACUGGAAACUGAACUGAGCCCAUACUACUGCUGUCCCCCAGAGGGUUCUGUGGAGUACUGCCACCGCUUGGCCUGCUUCCUCGGCCAGCAACCGUACGGAGACUCCGAUGACCAGCCUCUAAACUCAGCCAUGACCCCCUUGAAGCCAGAGUGCCUAGUAACCUCGCCAUCUCUCACACAUUCCCACCCACACCGAGCACUCGCCCUUACCCCCCACCCAUGCCUCUGCACUGCUGACCACUGCUUCCCCGGCUACUACGUCCACAUCACCCAUCCAACGCACACUGGACAGACUUCAGCAGCCCUGGCCACACGGCCUCUCAACUUCAGCUCCACCGGCUUGUGCCCCAGUCGCAUUACCGGAUCCAAGCUCCUGGGGGGUCAGGUAUCGCACCCGUCCGGUUUAGGCCACCCCGCUUACUGCAACUCUGUGGCUUCCCCCUGUUACGGAGAUGCCUGCGGGAUCAGUGGCUACAGCUACAGAGCGCUGCCUCCAGUGACGGGCAGCGGUUGUUCUUUUAGUGCGGGAUGUACCGGAUGUACGCACAGCAUCAAGACAGAGGCUUACACAACCCCAGAGGGCGACCACAGCCCUUCCCUUCUGGUUCCCUCCACCAUGCCGAUCGCCCAGUGUCCGCUGUCCGGUGUGGCCACUUCCACACAGACUAAAAGCCGCCUGCUGACCCCUCUGUCUGGCCGAGAUCAGCCCCAGGCCAUGUUAAAGCUAGCUAAGGAAUGCCCUCAGAGCACAAAGGCCUCCAAUGGCUCCUCUGUGGGCCACACCCGGCUCCUGACGAAACAGACAACCCCGGUGCCAACCCUCGGCAGCGGCAAACAGAAGAAGAUCAGCCGCAGACGUGCGACGAACGGCUGGCGGCCUGUUGGCAUCCCCACAGACAGGGAGGUCUUCGUUGCGGGAGAAGACGAGGCCGCAAUGCGGAGGUGUUACGAGGGAGUCGAGAGGGACGGCGAAGUGAUCCGUGUCCGAGACACCGUAUUGCUGCGAUCCGGUCCCAGGAAGAAGUCCCUGCCGUAUGUUGCCAAGAUAUCAGCAUUGUGGGAGGACCCCAAAACAGGAGAGCUGAUGAUGAGCCUUUUCUGGUACUACAGACCUGAGCACACCCAGGGAGGCCGAGAUCCCAGAGCACACUGUGAGAAUGAGAUUUUCGCCUCUCGGCAUCAGGAUGAAAAUAGUGUGGCCUGCAUAGAAGACAGAUGCUACGUUCUCCCUCUAGCCCAGUACUGUCGAUUUUGUGCCUUGGUGAAGCGGCGUGCCGAAGGCGCCCCGCCUGGCAGGGCCAGAAUGGUGCCCUUCCGGCCUGACUUCGCCCCUCCCUCCCACCGCUGCGUGCCCACAGACGUCGACCCCGAGCUGGUGUACCUCUGCCGGCACGUCUACGACUUCCGAUACGGACGCAUCUUGAAGAACGUGCAGUAGAGCGAGAGCCUCCCCCGUCUCUCCCCCGUCGCAAUUAUCCGCCUUCACAGAGGAGGGGCAGCUGAAGAACUGAAGACCUCCACCCCUGUUAGCGAUCAGUGUGAAAAGCGGGGAGACUGGGGAGGUAGUGGGGGGGCGGGGGGAAUUGCAUGUACACAUUAUGAAGCACAGAUCCCUUUAGUUACAUACCAAGAAGUUAGAAUGUCGUGGGGAAUCUCAGCUCAGUCAGAGAGCUAAACUCCAUCCAUCUGUUCAGAUUUUUCCCCACCUCGCCUUCCCUGCCAGAAACGCCGAGCGCCGCGGCGGUCAGAACCGCGUCCCCCCCUCACCCCGCCCGAAGCACGUCAGCGCAACAAUCAUGUUUGUUCCGUUUGAGAGCCGCCGGCGCAGCAACGGUCCGGCACGCCGCUCCGCUGCUUCCAGGGAAACACGGGGCCGGCCCUGUCAGCUCCGCGUUAACGCCGCUCGACAAGCAUGGGUGAAAGAGCAGCUAAUGGAGAGUGUCAUCCUUUUUCCCCUGAUUUGACUCUGCACAUCGUGCGUGUGUGUGUGUGUGUUUGUGUGUUGAGUGUUAUCACUGAGGUUAAAUAUAGUGACAUUUAGGAGGCUUUUAGGUAAUCAAACCCAGCAAGAAAGUAGCUUUAGAUGAAGUGGAGCAUUUUAUUUUUUUUAUGUUGUUGUUGUUGGGGUUUUUUUAAACCGUUUCACAUUAAGCAACUGAUCGGCAAAGAUCACCGUGUAUUCCUGAUAAUACACGGUACUAUCAGUGUAUUACAAUACCCUGAUAACCAUAUGUUAACCAUAUGUUUUCACCAUAUAAGUAAAAAACUUACGGUUUUUACUUAUAUGGUGAGAAAAAAAAUCCCAGUCAGUGGAUUAAAAAACUCGACUGCACAUGGCUGCAAAUGACGACCGAUGUUUUGAUUUUAUGCACGUCAUAUAAGAGACCAGGAAGCAGAAACAUUGCAAAAGUAUUUAUUCCCCUUUAGAAUGUUCCUGUGUUACAACCAUGAAUUUGAAUGUAUUUCAUGCUGUUUUUUUGUGUUAGACCAACACAAAGUCGCACAUAAAUCAGAAUAGCUGUCAUGGAAAUUUAGUUCUUUAUGAACUAAAAUCAGAUUAAAUAUUUCAACAGUGAAUACGGGGCAGAGUUAGUGUUUCACGACACAAAGUGUUUUAGAAACAAGCCAAAAAGCUUUGUUUUAAAUUAAUCUUAACGGCAGCAUUUACUCCUUGAUGUUUGCUAAUGUUUAGGGUUUUUUUUGUGACUUUUCCUUCUUUCCUUCAUUUGUGGAUCGGGUAACUUUCAGUUCAGCCAGACAUGUUCUGAAAGCAAUUUGUUGCAGGGCAGUGAAUGCAAAUUGUCAGCUUUUGAGAUUUCGGUUGUAAGAUAAAUUUGACUAAUUUGGCACCACUGCGUGUUGGUCUUCCACUUAAAAUCAACGUUAAGCACAUUUGAAUUUGUGGUUGUGACGAGACGUAAAAUUUGCCAACACUUUUGCACUGUACUGUAUUUCUGUUCCUUUCCAGUCUCCACGUUUAGGACAGUUUUCACGUCGCCUGAUUCCUGAUUCCUGCAGCCUGUCCAGGAGAAACCAGAGGACGGGGCGCAAAUUUGAACGCCCCAAAUCUCCGCCUCGUCGUCGGCGCUCGUCCCCAUGUUUUGUUGCACUAAAACCAAUCCCUCAUGAAAACACACGAUCGCCUCUUUGUUUCGUAUCGGAGCUGCUGAGACAUUGGCGGGACGUGAACGGCGGGGCUUACUGUAGCGCAUUUGUUUGGGUGUUGCCUUGUUUAUUGCGAAGGAGACAUUACAGUUUGUGCAAACUGUUCGUUUUGACGACCAGAGACAAGUCGACCAACACGUCUGCCAUGGUAACUUGACGCUCUUUGUACUGGAUGAAAUCAGUAUGGAUCUAGAGUCAUUCCUUUUUCGUUUUCCCCUCACAUAUAAUCCUAUAAAUACUCGGUAUGUAUUUAUGUAUGUAUUCACACUGUUAAUGUGACUAGAUGUGCAGAAGGCUUCGGGAUUCAGUCCUGGCUUGCUGUGCAGGCAAUCGUAGCACUGUGAUCGGUGUGUGACUGGACUGAAGGGGUGUUCCAUGCUUUCAGGUGAAGCUUUCGCCGAUCACAAACCACGCGCCCUCUCAUUGCCUCCACCCCUGCGACGUUUGAGUUGCAGCUGUAAAAGAUCCCCCACUCUCUGAAGCCAUUUGUAUCUCCCCUCCUCCUCUAUUUGAAGCGCAUCAAUCCUGACUCAAAACUAAAUCAAACCCUACGUUUCCUUCUUUUCCCCACUGGAGUCUUCAAAAAGGAAAAAAAUAUAUAAGUCUAUAUAUUCUCCUUACUUCACAAUUUCUCCUCCUCCUAAAGAAUAUUUUAUUAUGUCGAUUUGCUAAGAUGGCACAUGCAAUAUAUUUUUUAGAAUUACUAUUUUUGAAGAAUGAACUUAAGAAAUCUUAACAAAGUAUACGCUUUUCUUUUCUUUUUCCAGUAGCUAUCAGGUCGGUCUAGAGUCGAUGUUUGACCAAACGAAAGAGAAAUAUAAGGAGAACAUAUCUGAACCCCAGGAAGCAUCUUUAAACAAGCAGACAGCCAAUGCACAGUGUAGAAAUUAUUAUUUUUUUCCCUUGCAAGAUCUGUAAUGAUUAUAUUUAAAGUAUAUUUAAAUGGAGAAAACAAUUGAAUAUAUUAAGAUGUCAGUUUUAAGUUAUUUGGGACUAAUUAUGUAGAUUUUGUGUAUUUGUGCUUCAGGACAGAAAAGCAGUUUUUUUGUUUAUUUGUAAUCUUACAAGCUUAAUGAGGUUUAAUAGCAGAAACGUAACCGUAGGUUAGCUUUGUUGAGACCAGAGCAAUUUUCACCCAAAGCACCUUCGCUCUGGAGGACCUCCGUUCGGCUCCCGAAUGGCCGAACAGAAACCGGACCGACCUUAACGGGACAGUUCGGGACUUUUUCUAACCGAGGUUCUGCAAAUGUGAGGAGCAGUUCAUAUCUUGCGACCUUCAACAAACGCGCUCUGCAUUGAUUCUGAACGAUCCCUUGAGGCGUGCAGUUUGGGAGAAGGGUCACCUGAGCUUUCAUUGACAGGGCAACAGGGGACGGGAGGUUCCUCCGAGGUCCUAAGCUGAAACCAGAAACCCUGGUGCAAAAGGUCAGAUGUCACUUGCGAAAGAUGUAAAGUAUUAUUGGAUGUAGACUGACAGUAUUUCAAAACGGUUGCCCUUAAAACUCUACAAGGAGCAUCCCUUUCUGUCUUGUUCAGGUUAACUGGUGGAUCGGCAUAGAUGUUGACAUUAGCAUAGAUGACAAUAUUAUCAUGUUGGCUUUCACUAGCUGGAUGGCUAGCAUUAACUCAGUCCAUUCAGCAAGUAGGCUUUUGCAUUAAUGUCAAAAUUAGCAUUGAAGCUAAUGCUAGCUUAAUCAUGAAUCAUAAAGAUGUCUUUUUGCCCCCUAGAGGUCAGCCAAUGCAAGAUUACAGAUGCUGUCACACCAACGUCCCUUAUCUGUUCGCCGGCCAGAAGCAGCCGAGGAAAGCUCAGACAGCCAUGUGCUCCCCUCCCCAAGUGCUGGCCAGCCUUGCAAAACGCAUGGACUUAGAUAGCCUGCUGUCAUUCAGUAACCUAAUCAGCCACAGGCUUUUUGCAUGGAGACAGUUGUGUCCUUAUUUCCAUGAAAACAAGGUUGGGCAAGCACUCAGGAAUAAGAAGUUUCAGCGAACUAUGAUGUGAAACACUGAGUGACCUUCGCUGCCGCGUGUGUGUGUGUGUGUUUGGGCGUGCGUGCGCUUCUGUGUGCGUGUUCACUCCCAUCAGACAAAAAGCACCCGACCAACCUGUGAGAUUCAGCUUUCUCUGUGGCCUGUAUUGAUGCUUAUUGUUGGCAUAUAUUUUGAUAUAUUUUGAAAAUGUGGGAUAUACAGUUUAGAUAUUUUUGGAGUAGAAAGAGUUACGUGUAUCAGAUCACUGUCACUUUGUCAUGCUCUCUGAAGAUCUCUUGGAUUUUUUUAAUUUUAUUUUAUUUUAAAGACUAUAUCAUCCCAACUGAUUUAAUGUAAUGUUGAGAGAAUAUUUAUAAAAUUUAAGUCCUUUGUGAAAA